This is a messenger RNA of Puccinia triticina, 735 nucleotides long. RefSeq lists its product as uncharacterized. Gene Ontology annotation, cellular component: sarcoplasmic reticulum lumen. Gene Ontology annotation, molecular function: calcium ion binding. Lineage: Eukaryota; Fungi; Basidiomycota; Pucciniomycetes; Pucciniales; Pucciniaceae. The record is from RefSeq and is a predicted model, not a curated record. The coding region runs from base 1 to 735 and encodes 244 amino acids. The transcript is spliced from 7 exons. Gene Ontology annotation, biological process: regulation of release of sequestered calcium ion into cytosol.
AUGGCUGCUCAAACUCCAACCAACGUGAAGAAGUAUCUCCAAAUCCCACCAACACUCAAACUGGCCGCGCCAGACAAGAAGAUGUUGAAAAUGAAGGAAUUGGUUUCAACUUGGAGAACUUUGAAUCCUACUUGGACUCCUGAUGUUCAAGCCAAAUUAGAACUUCUCCAGCAGAAAUACAUGAAAAGCAAGCUCAUGCUGGCCCUUGUCAGAAAUGUUGCUGAGAAGACAGUCACCAAGUUCCUCGGGGAGAACAAGCCACCCCGCAAAAAAUGUGGCUGGAACAGAUUCGUUGCAUUCAGCCUUGAGAGCUUAAAAUAUAGAGUCCCAUCCAAGGGUACUUUGGAAGGUUGGGAAGAUCAAAAUGUCAAUAUUGGCAAGGCCUGGCUGCAGUUGCUUCCGGAUGAAGAGAAAGAGGUCUUCAAGGAAGAUGACAAGGACAAUGAAGAGGCAGAAACGAGUCUGUCCCCGGAGGAAAUCAAACAAUACAUCCCUCUGUAUGAAAAGCUGGUCAACACCGAAAAAGUCAACAUUUUUGCCGCCAAGGGAUCCGAAUUACAGGGCGAAAGUGCCAGUGAGACAUACAAAAAAGCUUUAAAAAAAUAUUCUCAAGCUGAAUUCGGAGCUGCUGCCCGUGGCGAUGAAAGUUCAAUUUUCCCCAAGACUCCAAAUCCAGCCGAAACUCUAGCUAAGACUGAUCUGGAGCUAAAAAUUGAAAGAGUUCCAGAAGUGUAG